This is a messenger RNA of Notolabrus celidotus (New Zealand spotty), 6544 nucleotides long. It is a transcript of the gene adamts17, whose product is annotated as ADAM metallopeptidase with thrombospondin type 1 motif, 17. The coding region runs from base 1 to 3408 and encodes 1135 amino acids. NCBI's taxonomy places the organism in Eukaryota, Metazoa, Chordata, Actinopteri, Labriformes, Labridae. Gene Ontology annotation, cellular component: extracellular matrix. Gene Ontology annotation, biological process: extracellular matrix organization; proteolysis. The record is from RefSeq and is a predicted model, not a curated record. Gene Ontology annotation, molecular function: metalloendopeptidase activity. The transcript is spliced from 24 exons.
AUGCACCACAGCCAUGUUCCCCAUCUGCUCCUCUCUCUUCUCUGCAUCGGAUCGGCUGCCCAGUCUGAGCCGGAGACAGAUGAAGUGGUUCCCUGGCUGCUGUCCGGGCAGGAGGCGCACCUGUCCGCCGUCCACACGCUGAGGCGCCGCGGUCAGCGCUCCUUGGACGUCCCAGGGGGAGGGCACCGUGACCCGGGUCAUAUAAUACUGUCAGUGCCUGCUUUUGGAAAGACCCUGUAUUUAAACCUGACGCGGGACACUGGCUUUCUCUCGGGGGGCUUUGUGGUGGAGGAGAGGCGCAGGGAGCAGCCCGCAUCUGUGAGCCGCUUAUCCACCAACCAGCGCUGCUUUUACUCCGGAUCCAUCCUCAACCACACGGACUCUCUGGCAUCUAUGAGCACCUGUGGAGGCCUGACUGGGCUGAUCCAGGUUGGGGAGGACAGCCUGUUCAUUCAGCCGCUGGGUGAGUACGACCUGUCAGAGUCGUUCUCUGGACUCAAACACCAUCUGCAGCGACGGCGACGCUCUGCAGAGACCAGCUCUGCUCCAGAUGCUGACCAUCACAACUACUGUGGAACAGUACAAGGGAAGAAGAAGGAGAAGAUGUCAAAAGCAGGGGAGGAUGGUCGUGGGAAGAGAAACGCCAUCCGCCUGCAUGAUGUGUACACAGUGGAGACGGUGGUGGUGGCAGACUCUGACAUGGUGCAGUACCACGGUGCUGAGGCCGCUCAGAGGUUCCUGCUGACUGUCAUGAACAUGGUCUACAACAUGUUUCACCACCGCAGUCUGGGAGUUAGGAUCAACAUCCGUGUCACCAAGCUGGUGCUGCUGCACAGCCGCCCAGAGAAGUUAAAGGUGGGCUAUCACGGUGAGCGGGCUCUGGAGAGCUUCUGUCACUGGCAGUAUCAGGAGUUUGGAGGACCGCGCUACCUCGGCACCAACCACGUUCCUGGAGGGAGAGAUGAUAUCCCACCUGUGGACACUGCUGUGCUGGUCACCAGGACAGAUUUCUGCGUUCAUAAAGACGAACCCUGUGACACUGUGGGUAUUGCUUAUCUGGGCGGAGCCUGCAGUGCAAAGAGGAAGUGUGUGUUAGCUGAGGACAAUGGACUCAACCUGGCCUUCACCAUCGCUCACGAGCUGGGACACAACAUGGGAAUGAGCCAUGAUGACGACCACGCCACCUGCACAGGUCACUCCCACAUCAUGUCUGGAGAAUGGGUGAAAGGAAGAAACCCCAGUGACCUAUCCUGGUCCUCCUGCAGCCGUGACGACCUGGAGAACUUCCUCAGGUCCAAAUCCAGUGCCUGCCUCCUGCACACAGACCCCAGGAGCAGGUACCAGAUCCGGCUCCCUCCCAAACUGCCCGGCAUGCACUACAGCGUGGACGAACAGUGUCAGAUCCUGUUUGGAACCAACGCAACUUUCUGCAAUGACAUGGAGCACCUGAUGUGUGCUGGUCUGUGGUGCUUAGUCGAAGGAGACUCGUCCUGCAAGACCAAACUGGAUCCUCCUCUGGAUGGCACAGAGUGUGGAGCCGACAAGUGGUGCAGGACAGGAGAGUGUGUGAGUAAGACUCCCAUCCCUCAGCAUGUGGAUGGUGACUGGAGUCCAUGGAGCCAGUGGAGCAUGUGCAGCAGGACCUGCGGUACUGGAGUCCAGUUCAGACAGAGGAAAUGUGACAACCCUCCUCCUGGUCCUGGUGGGCGACACUGUCAGAGAGCCAGUGUGGAGCACAAAGCAUGUGAGGGUCUUCCGUGUCCUAAGGGGGCCCCCAGCUUCAGAGACCUGCAGUGUCUCUCCUAUGACCGCCACGCCAGCAAGAAGAAGGGCAGCAUGCUGACUGCUGUUAUCAACGACGAGAAGCCGUGUGUGUUGUUCUGCAGCCCGGUGGGUCGAGAUGUCUCCGUCCUGAUGGCUGACAGAGUGAUGGACGGGACACCUUGUGGACCAUACGAGGCGGACUUGUGUGUUAACGGAAGGUGUCAGAAAAUUGGAUGUGAUGGCAUCAUCGGCUCUUCAGCCAAAGAGGACCGCUGUGGAGUGUGUAAUGGAGACGGGCGCUCCUGUAGGAUAGUGAGAGGAGACUUCAACCACACCAAAGGGAUGGUCACCACUAGGCAGUGUAAGAGGGUAUCUACCUGUGUGAUGGCUAGACCCAGAGCUGUCCCCAAGUGUUUCUCAUGCUACAUCGAGGCUGUGGUUAUCCCUGCAGGAGCCAGACGGAUCAAAGUCGUGGAAGACAAACCGUCACAUAGCUUUCUGGCCCUGAAAGACUCCAGUAAGAGAUCCAUUAACAGCGACUGGAAGAUUGAGCUCCCAGGAGAGUUCGAGCUGGCUGGCACCACAGUGCGCUACGUUAGAAGAGGACUGUGGGAGAAGAUGUCUGCCAAGGGACCCACCAAGACCCCCUUACACCUGAUGGUGCUGCUCUUCCAUGACCAGAGCUAUGGGAUCCACUACGAGUACACGGUGUCUCUGAACAUCAGUCAGGACAGGAGCGGUGAGGAGCAUAGAGAACCAGAGUAUCUCUACAUCUGGACACACAGCAGCUGGCAGGACUGUACUGUCCAGUGCGGGGGAGGUGAGAGGAGGACAGUUGUUUCCUGUAUGAGGAUAGCCAAUAAAACCAUGGAGGUGGUUAACAACAGCUACUGCCAACCUGAAAACCGACCACACCCCCAAGUACGACCCUGCAACUCUCACCCCUGCCAGUACAGGUGGGUAACCGGAGAGUGGGGGUCCUGCUCCGUCACAUGUGGUAAAGGUCUGCAGCAGAGGGAGGUGGUCUGUGUUUACCACCUACAGAACGGCUCCCUCAUCCACACCCGGGACCUGUACUGCCAAGGAGGGAAGCCUCCUGUUGUGCAGGGCUGUGAGGGCCGUCUCUGCCUCACAGUGUGGGAGGCCUCAGAGUGGUCCAAGUGCUCCUCAGGCUGUGGGGAAGGUGUUCGCAGACGGACGGUGUUGUGUACAAACCCUCAGAGUCUGUGUGAUCCACAGUCUCAGCCCACUGAAGAGGAGCCCUGUGAGGACCUCUCUAGAUGUUACGAAUGGAAGACAGGAGAUUGGUCAAAGUGCUCUUCCUCCUGUGGAAAGGGCUUGCAGUCACGAGUGGUCCAGUGUAUGCACAAAGUGACCGGUCGACACGGUAACGACUGCCCAGUGACACUGAGACCACCAACAUACAGACCCUGUCACCAAGUUGCCUGCAAUGAGAAGAUCAACGUGAACACCAUCACCUCUCCCAGGCUCGCUGCUCUGACCUACAAGUGCACGGGGGACCAGUGGACGGUGUACUGUCGUGUGGUCAGAGAGAAGAACCUGUGUCAGGACAUGAGGUGGUACCAGCGCUGCUGUGAGACCUGUAGGGACUUUUAUGCCAUGAAAACACUGCACAAGAGCUAAUGACCACAUUGCACCUACUUUCACUCCAAAUAGCGUUCCUUUUGUAAAUGUUUUUAAUAUUUUAAAUGUUAUAAGAAAACCAUUUAUUAAUGAUGGAUUUUUUUCUAUUUAAAUAAGGAAAUAGCAAGUUCAUUAAAGUGUACAUUUUAAAUGGGCUCAUACGCUUCUGAUUUUGAUGAAGACUUGAAAAUGUCCUAUAUUUCCUUUGCUGUACACCAAAAAAAAAAAAGGGGGAGUAUUUAGAAAGCCGAUUCAGGCGGCGUUAUUGCACAGAAUGAUUGAAAAUAUGUGCUUGAUUUUUAAGAAGACUUUCCUGGCUCUCCUUUGUAUCUUUUACUAUGUUGUACUGUAUUAUAGUUAAUUUUGCAUUUCUGAAUAAUAAGUAAAAUUGUUUACACAUAGGUAUAAUAAUGAUACAGAAGUAUUAUAAUAUUCUUCAAUAAUGUUUAAGUCCUGAUCAGGAGCCGUUAUAAAGCAUUGCUAGUAAACAGCAAAUCAACCAAACUAGUGUUGAAAGAAUAGACUCAAAGGGUACUUAGUUGUUUUGUUUCUUUCACAUACAAUCAGGUUGAUGGGUUUAAACAAUAUCACUCAUUUUUGACUUGAAAUUAACUGAAGUCAACUCUUGGAUCAACCUCAGUGCCAAAUGGUGUGCAGAUAAUUGUAUUGGCCCUGUACGAGGGUUGGCUUUACUGUGAGCAGAGAAGACUGACCUUUGGCCUGGUUUACUGACAGAGCAGCUAACAAGAGUGCCCAUACGCCUCUGACUUGGCUCUGAUUAUUGUAGCACUAUCAACGUGACAUUUGUCUCAUUUACAAAGGUGCUCAUUAGCGACCUGAAGAGUCCCUGUCUCACGUCCUUUGAUUGGGAUUAUUUUGGACUGUUUAUGGACCUCAUAAGACGAACAGCUAUGCAGAUGACAGAUCCAGCAAACAAUCACUUGUUGAACCAGAAAAUAAAGGUGCUAAGGUGUUUAGAACAAAAGUGAAGCAGACUUUUCAGGCACCAGGUUUACAAGCUGUGACAAUACAAAGACGCAAUGUGCAAAUAUUAGUCCUGUGUGCUAAAGCUUUUCAGAUGAUUGUCUGAAACUGUGACCUGUCUGUGGUGAGACUUAUUCCAGCAUCCUUUCAGCCUGCUCAGUGUCAAUACAUAGCAGUAAUACCUGUUUCAUUUGUCUUCAUAGUGCUGUAGUAAGAAAUAUUUCAGCCAACAUUAGUGUGACAUGCUCCAGUGAAACUGAGACUCGGAUAACCAAAAGUGAUCCUGCCGUCAAACUUGCGAGGCAAAAAUCUUCAUUUUUGGUCUCAACAUGACACAAGAGUAAGAGCCUCAUUGUUUACUGCUCCAUACUAAGUCUGUUCCCCUGCACUGUCACAGACAUACCUGUCACCAGCAGCUGCUGCUUAACAUCUUUACCCCAAAGACUAUUUCACAAAGUCAUGGAGCGAACAGAUUGAACAGCCUGAUGAAGUUCUUCUCAUCAUGCAUCUGUACUAAACAGAAGAGCUGUAAAGCCAGAUUUCCACCAGAGCAGUGUCCGGUCUAGUUGCUCAGGUUUCACGGUUGAGUACCUUCUGCUGCUGACUAGUCAGACAUUAACCACCAAUCUAAAGUUUUGUGCUCUCCAAGUAUAUUACAAGUCAUAUUAAAAAAUAUUCUCCAUGUUGAUUUGGCGUGUGUGAUCAGGUGGUCUACAGGUUGUCCCUUUAGAGAAACCAUCACCAUUUUUGGGGUGUAGACCAAUCAGAAUGAAGUAUCAAACACAGCCAGGUAAAAGUUGAAAUAAUGGGUUAGUUUGUUGCCUUCAUGACGUGUUCUUCAGUUCGGCUGAUGGAUCAGCUGACCCAUUCCCCUUUGAGUACGGUAUUUUACCCACUUUGUUUUUUAUUCAUUUCUAAUUUCUCAUUAAGUGUCCUCAGUAAUCUAAAAGAACAGAUUAGUGUAAAGGUCAGAAAGUGAAACUGCUUUAUAGUCUUCUGGUCUCACCAUGGUAUUGACAAACUUCAAUCCAGGAAGAAAAGGUAUUCCAGUGAAAGUAAGGUAUCUGAAAAUCAUUCUGAAUGUCACUUAAAGUUCUGUAUUCUUGAAUCUGUGCAGUGCAAAAUAUAUGGUUAGGAGAUUGUUCUAGCAGACUGGAAACUCUACAAGGUGAGCAGGACCACGAAACGAAGCAGAACAACUAUAACAGACCAUUUCUGUAGAGCAUUGACCAAUGAGAAUCAAGUAUUUAACAAUCAUGUCAUGAAGAGAAGAUACAAACAGCGGUGAGCAUUUCACAGUUGCAAUGAUACUGCGUGUUUGAGUCCAUGCAGUAGCUGUCGCAGUGACAGGAAGACCUGGAGUGAUGGUCAGCAUUUGAUGCACAAAGUAUCACUAAACAUUACACUUUCUGAGUUGUCAGUGCAGCUUGGUUUCAAUUACGUUCAAAUCCAACCAGUGGCCUUCUGCUACAUGUCAUUCUUCAGUCUUUCCUCCUAGUUUACUCCUCUACCCACUGUCCUAUCCUCUCAACAAAGGCAUGGAAAAGACACAAAACUACCUUUGAAAAAUAGAAAUAUAUUAUGCUUUUUAUUCAAGGGUCUAAUCUGGCGAGCAUAUUUGUUUGUUUGCACAGAAAAAGUCAGUAACUAUCAGUAUCUACAGGUUUAACAGGCUCCUGAUUAUUUGGUUAAGAUGUGUGAUGAUAAAACUUGUUCUAUAUGCUGAUGACAGCUGAAAUUAUCAAUGGUGCAGUGAAUGUGUGUGUUUGUAUGCGUGCGCGUGUGCGUGUGUGUGUGUGUGUGUGUGUGUGUGUGUGUGUGUGUGUGUGUUAAUAAAAGGCCUCAGUCUUUCCAAGUUGAAUGGUGCUAUCUCUUGACCUGUUUCACUCUGGUGGAAUCAGCUGAUUGUCAGUAGUCGUCUGUUUGUUAACAGUUAUUUGUUUUUGUAUGUUGUAGGAUUAUUUAAUAUCUUGCCUUAUCAAUGACUUUUUUAUUUCCUAUUUUUUGCCAAUGUAGCGCACAUAUGCUUCAAUAUUCCUGUACUGUACUUUGUUUUAGUUGCACAGACCGUAUGUUUGGUACAUAAACUGCCACUACAUGUAUUUUAUGGUGCUGAUGAUGUGGAACAGAGUAAAUAAUCCCUUUAACCCUU